Messenger RNA from Effrenium voratum, 2781 nucleotides. Lineage: Eukaryota; Dinophyceae; Suessiales; Symbiodiniaceae. The record is from the annotation of a GenBank genome assembly.
AUGGCCGGGUCUCGCGGAUCCCCAAUGCGCCUCUCGGAGAAUGUGCUCCCGAUCGACAUCCAGCAAGCGGUGGAGCAAGCGCUGCAAAGACUGCUGCCAGCGCACUUGGACCGUCUCCUUCCGCUGCAUUUGGAGGAGCUGGCGCGCCGCUGCGGGCAUCCUCCAGGCUCAGAGCGCCAGGGCAGCGAGCGCAGCGAGCGCAGCCAGGCUGAAGCCGCCGCGCCGCAUGUGGAGCUGCAAGCCGCGAGGGGUGAACAGGAGGAGGAGGAGCUGCUGGUGGCUGCGGAGCGUGAGGACCUGGAGCUGUCGCAGCAGCUUUUGGAAGGCCACGAGCCACCCAUCAAGCUGGAGCAGGACCCAUCGAGUCCGAUCAUAGACGUCAUCGACCUUAGCGACAGCCUGCAGAGUGAGAGUUUUGAGACGGAGCCGGCAGAGGACACCCAGGCGAGUCAGGACCGGUUGCUGGGAGACAAGCCGAGGCUGGCGUCCAGGACAGCCAGGUACCUCAUGGCCAAACACUGCGGCCGCCCUAGCGCCAACGACCUGCAAGUAGACCUGGAGGUGGCGGAGAACCUGUCACCUGAGGAGCUGCAUGACAUGAUCCUGGACAUCCUCCGAGACAUCCCAGACCAGGUUUGGAAGACACCGUCGCGGCGAAACGUUUUGCGGGCUGGCGAGGCAUUCAGUUUUCAGAUGCCCCUGGGCCUCGUGACAAGCGCGGCUUUUUUCAAAACGCCGCAGAUAGGCCUGAAGACGUGGCAGUUCAUAGGGCUAACCAAGCUCAUUCUGCUCUACUUGAAGAAGUUGGCAGCGAGACAGGGGGUCGAGCUGCCCCCCGGUACCACGCUGCAGGUCACCAAAAACCUGCAGACCAAGGAGCACAAAGACAAAAACAACGGUGGCCCAUCGGCCAUCACAGGUUUCGGCGAUUGGAAGGGCGGUCAGACCUGGAUUGCAGACCCCACUGGCGACGACGUAAUUGCGCUGUCAGAAGACGUUGCUGGCAUUGGUGCUGCUGGAAAGAUGCUGCUCGGCCGCAAUGAGCAGAUCCGGGGCAGGCUGGUGCUGUUCGAUGGCAAAGCCAGCGUCCACUGCACGCAGCCCUUUGUGGGGGAGCGCUACGCUGUGGUCCUAUUCAGCCUUGGCCCCGGGUGCAUCAGCGAGGAGGUGCCCCAGCACCUUCGGCGUUUGGCGGAGCAGGCGGCCAGGGGGGAGAAGAUUUCGUACCACCAGCGCCCUCCCCCCGUGCCCCGUGGAGUGAAGAGAUCGGCGCCGGACAAGGAGGUGGCUUUCCUGCGCAGGGUGCCAUGGCAGGAGCCAGGCGAGCGCGUGGCCCACAGUAUCUCCCCACGGCGCCUGUCGGUGCCGCCCAUGUCGGAAGAUCGCAGGAGGUGCGUGCGCCAGCUGAACAUCAUCAAGGAGGCCUUGAGGAAAUGGCCCUCAGAGGCUACUGAGCUGGCCUUGCGGGAGGCCAUGGACUUUGUGCAGCGCUCUUCCGCCCUGAAGCCGGGGGACAAGUGGACUGCCCAGGAGGUCCGGUGCUUUGGCCUCCGUGUGCUGGCAACCCACGGCCUGGAACCCGUGGACUGGUCGCCAGGCCAAUGGCUUGGCAUGCUGAGGGAGAACGGCGAGGAUGCUGCGCUCACUGAGCAGCCUGGCAGGGAAGAGGCAGCGAGGUUGGGGAGGGUCGCCUUGCAGCACCUAGCGGCGCAGUUGGAGCAGCAGAUGGAGGCCCGACCCAAGGUCCCGCAGGUGCGGCGCAGCCUGCCCUCAGAGAGCACGGGCUCAGGCCUGGUGUCCCCCAGCACCUUCUCAGGGAGCAGCGUGGCCACCCACGACUGGCGCUAUCUCGCUGGGCCCUGCGUCCAGGGCAACCUGCCGCUGGGCGCGGCCUCGGUGGCAGCGCCAGGCGCAGCGCCGCGGCGGCUCAAGGCGAGCCCGCGCAGCCGGGAACGGAUCAGCGUCUGCCCGGAUCCUCGUGGGGACUACGGCUACUGCCGGCCGGUGCCUGUCACGCCGAUGCCAGCACCCACGGUGUCAACUGCACGCGUACCCACGUUUUCUGCAACGGCGCCUGCUGCCUCCGCCUUGGCAUCGUCCGGGCUCAGCCUGGACGAGGAGCUCUCACGACUGCGCGAAGACAUCGCAGCAGAGCGGACCGAGCGGCAAGCGCUGGGUCGGCUGGUGGAGGCAUUAAUCAAGGACCGACAGGGUCCGCAACGACGCCCUGAUGAUGGCCUGGUCUUGCCAGGCAGCUGUAGCGAGACCUACGCCAACCCCAGGAAUGCCCAGGAGUGGAUGCCCGGUUUCCGGGCCCUGGCCAUGGACUCCCAUGCAGGGCCACUGGGUGCCACCGGCGCUGGCGCCUCGCUGCAGAGCAAGGUCAUCCAGGAGGAGGAGGACGGGGAGCGGACCACGGACCUGGCCAUGUGGUGCCGGGACACCGAGCCCACGGAGCCCACGGAGCCCACGGAGCCCCCGGAGCUGGAGCCCAAGGAGCAGUUGCUGGCGGACGCCUCCGCCACCCUGGACCGCUUGGAGCAGGAGCUGAACCCCGUGCCCCGCUCGACAUCGCCAGCGUCGCCGGUGCCGGCACCGGGUUGCGUGGGCUCUCCGGGCUUCAACCUGGAGCCAGACGCCGAGGACCUCCAGUUCUAUCGUCGAAGAUGCUUGGAGUUGGCAGCGGAGGUGCAACGGCGUGAGCAAGAGCUGUCCCAGUUGCGGCAAGCCUUUCAAGAGGCUGCGGCACGGGAAGUUGUGAGUGUGAGUUCUGAGUGGUGA